Echinops telfairi (small Madagascar hedgehog) is the source of this 4010-nucleotide messenger RNA. It is a transcript of the gene TBCD, whose product is annotated as tubulin folding cofactor D. The transcript has 40 exons. The record is from RefSeq and is a predicted model, not a curated record. Gene Ontology annotation, cellular component: lateral plasma membrane. The coding region runs from base 248 to 3826 and encodes 1192 amino acids. NCBI's taxonomy places the organism in Eukaryota, Metazoa, Chordata, Mammalia, Afrosoricida, Tenrecidae. Gene Ontology annotation, biological process: post-chaperonin tubulin folding pathway; bicellular tight junction assembly; adherens junction assembly. Gene Ontology annotation, molecular function: beta-tubulin binding; GTPase activator activity.
GGACGGCGUGCGAGGUCGGAGGUCGCGGGGUGGGGCUGGCGCCGGCUGCUUUCCCGUCUAACGCCUCUUCGCCUCAACCCUCGUCUUACGUCCCGCUCUCCUCUUCCCUGGUGUUCCAGCUGAGGGGGGACCGAGGCCGCGGGCGCGUGAGGCUGAGGGGUGGUCGGGCGCGCGUGGCGCGUCAAACGUGGACCCGGGCCGGGGGCGUGUGAGGCGGGACGUGGCCGGAGCGCGCGAGGCAGCGAGGAUGGUCCUGAGCGACGAGUCGGCGGCGGGCGGCCGGGAGGAGCCGGAGGAGGACGCGCUGGCCCGCGGCGGCGCCCUGGAGUCCUUCGGCGAGAGCGCGGAGACCCGGGAGCUGCUCGGCCGCCUGCGGGACGUGCACGGGGACCCGGCGGCCCGCGAGGUGACCCUGGAGCGGUUCCGAGUGAUCAUGGACAAGUAUCAGGAGCAGCCUCACCUGUUGGACCCUCACCUUGAAUGGAUGAUGAACUUGUUGUUGGACAUAGUGCAAGAUAAGGGAUCUCCACCUCCACUCGUACACCUGGCUUUUAAGUGUCUCUACAUCAUCACCAAGGUUCGCGGAUAUAAAAUAUUUCUUCGUCUGUUUCCUCAUGAAGUAGCUGAUGUGCAACCUGUGUUAGAUAUGUUUGCCAAUCAGAAUCCUAAAGACCACGAAACUUGGGAGACCCGCUACAUGCUGUUAUUGUGGCUCUCUGUUACCUGCCUGAUCCCUUUUGAUUUGUCACGGCUUGACGGGAACCUCACCACCCAACCGGGGCCGGCACGGAUGUCCAUAAUGGACCAUAUUCUCCAAAUCGCAGAGUCCUAUUUGGUUGUCAGCGACAAGGCCCGAGAUGCAGCUGCUGUCCUUGUGUCCAAGUUUAUUACACGUCCGGACGUCAAGCAGAAGAAGAUGGCCGCCUUCCUGGACUGGACUCUCCGAACACUGGCCCACUCCUCCUUCCAGACCAUUGAGGGGACCAUCGCCAUGGACGGUGUGCUUCAGGCUCUGGCACAGAUAUUUAAACAUGGAAAACGUGACGAUUGUUUGCCGUAUGCCUCCACCGUUCUCAAGUGCCUCAGUGACUGCAGACUCGCAGAGAGCAACCAGACCCUCCUCCGGAAACUUGGGGUGAAGCUUGCACAGCGGCUGGGCCUGACCUUCUUGAAACCCAAGGUGGCAAAGUGGAGGUACCAGCGUGGUCACCGGUCUCUGGCUGCUAAUUUGACGCUUCUGGCCCAGAGGCAGAGUGAGCAGAUCCUUGAGGAGACACCCGACAGCGAGGAAGAUUAUGACGUGCCGGAGGAGGUGGAGAAUGUGAUAGAGCAGCUGCUGGCUGGACUCAAGGACAAGGACACAAUCGUGCGGUGGUCAGCAGCCAAAGGCAUCGGCAGGGUGGCCGGGCGGCUCCCACAGGACCUGGCUGACGAUGUGGUGGGCUCCAUGCUGGAUUGCUUCAGUUUUCAGGAAACCGACACUGCAUGGCAUGGCGGCUGCCUGGCACUGGCAGAACUUGGCAGAAGAGGCCUGCUGCUCCCUGCCCGGCUGACUGAUGUUGUCUCUGUAAUCCAGAGGGCGCUGACCUAUGAUGAGAAGAGGGGCGCCUGCAGCGUGGGCGCCAAUGUCAGGGACGCUGCCUGCUACGUGUGCUGGGCCUUCGCACGCGCCUACGAGCCCACCGAGCUGCAGCCCUUUGUGGCGGAGAUCUCCAGUGCGCUCGUGAUCGCCACUGUGUUUGACCGUGACGUGAACUGCAGAAGAGCCGCCUCGGCUGCUUUCCAGGAGAAUGUGGGGAGACAGGGUACGUUUCCUCAUGGAAUUGAUAUUUUGACCACAGCUGACUAUUUUGCUGUUGGGAACAGAUCCACCUGUUUCCUGGUGAUAAGUGUGUUCAUUGCCGGCUUUCCUGAGUAUACCCAGCCCAUGAUCGACCACCUGGUUUCCCUGAAGAUCAACCAUUGGGAUAGGGUCAUCCGAGAGUUGUCAGCAAAAGCGCUGGGGAACCUGGCCCAGUGUGCGCCUGAGUACUGUGCUGCUCAUGUCCUCCCAAAACUGCUGUCCUUGACGGGGAGUCCUGACCUGCACACUCGCCAUGGGGCGAUCCUGGCUUGUGGGGAGCUCACCUUGGCCUUGCACAACCUGGCAGCCCAGCACAGCAGGCCCGUCACAUACUACUUGGAUGAGAAGGCCCUGGAGGGCCUGAAGCAGAUUCACCAGCAGCUUUACAACCAUCAGUUAUACAGGGGUCUGGGAGGAGAGCUCAUGAGACAAGCAGUGUGUGUUCUAAUAGAAAGCCUGUCACUUUCCAAAGUGCCUUUUAAAGGCGAUGCCGUCAUUGAUGGCUGGCAGUGGCUGAUCAGCGACACACUCCGGAGCCUCCACCUGGUCUCCAGCCCCUCCAGGCAGCAGAUCAAGGAGGCAGCUGUCUUGGCCUUGGCGGCACUGUGCAGCGAGUACUACCUGGAGGAGCCGGGAGCGGCAGAGCCUGUUGCACUAGAUGCAUUGACGCAGCAGUACCUCAACGAGCUGCAGAGCCCUGAAGAGAUGACACGCUGCGGCUUUGCGCUGGCUUUGGGGGCCCUGCCCAGCUUCUUCCUGAAGGGCCGGCUGCAGCAGGUCUUGGCAGGUCUGAGAGCGGCCACUCACAUCGACCCCCAGGACAUGAGCUUUGCAGAUGCCAGGAGAGACAGUUUGAGGGCUAUUGCUCGGGUCUGCCAGACGGUCGGGGUGAAUGCAGAAGGGAGCCCUGACGAGGUUGUGUGCGAAGCCAACGUCCCCCAAAUUUACUCCACCUUGCUCGGCUGCAUGAGCGACUACACCACGGACAGCAGGGGGGAUGUCGGCGCGUGGGUCCGAGAGGCGGCAAUGACCAGUCUGAUGGAACUGACACUCCUGCUGGGGAGCAGCCGGCCACAGCUGAUUAGGGCCGACAUCUGCGAGCAGGUCCUGUGCUGUGUGGCUCAGCAGGCCAGCGAGAAGAUUGAUCGCGUCCGCGCCCACGCCGGCCACGUGCUCCUGACACUCCUGCACUUCGACAGCCCCCCACUCCCCCACGUGCCCCACCGAGAGGCGCUGGAGCAGAUCUUCCCCAGGUCAGAUGUGGCCACUGUGAACUGGAAUGCGCCCUCCCAGGCCUUCCCGCGCAUCACCCAGCUCCUGGGGCUGCCAACCUUCCGUUACCACGUGCUGCUGGGUCUAGCCGUGUCUGCCGGUGGCCUGACCGAGUCCACGGUCAGAUACUCAACUCAGAGCCUGUGUGAGUACACCAGGGGCAUUCAGAAGGACCUGCAGGCCAUGGCGAGCUUCAGCAGGGCCCUCCUGCAGGUCUUCGAGGAUAACCUUUUGAAUACUAGGGUUUCUGUGCCGCUGCUGAGGACACUGGACCAGAUGUUGGUCACCGGGGUCUUCGAUGUCUUCACGGAGGAGGAGGACCACCCCUUUGCGGUGAAGCUGCUGGCGCUUUGCAAGGAGGAAGUCAAAAAGUCCAAAGACCCCCAGAAGCUCCGGGCAGGCAUUGCUGUGUUUUGUGGCAUGAUUCAGUUCCCAGGGGACGUGAGGAAGAAUGUGCUGCUGCAGCUGCUGCUGCUCCUCUGCCACCCGUUUCCCACAAUCCGGAAUACCACGGCCAGCCACGUGUACGAGAUGGUGCUCACCUAUGGCGAGGAGGUCACGGGUGCUGAGGCUUUGGAUGAGGUCAUGGCUGUGCUGGGUGACACGGCCUGGGACUUGGAGCUGCCACUGGUAAGGGAGCAGCGGAAUCGCCUGUGUGACCUCCUGCAGGUGCCCAGACCCCAACUGGUUUCCAAGCCUAGCCCCUGCUGAAGCCGAAUCCCAGGGCUGGAGUCCUUGAGCGACUCGCGUUUGAUGCCGUGCUCCCGAGGAAGGAAGGACGCCUGUGCCUCGGUGACCACAGAUGGCCAUUCCCUUCAUGGGCUUCCUUGAUGCCGACGCUUGGCCUUUACUGGAAACGUGAAUGUGUCCCCAUAAAAUCAUGUAUCAAACAGCC